Molecule: messenger RNA, 1194 nt
Organism: Penicillium atrosanguineum
Lineage: Eukaryota; Fungi; Ascomycota; Eurotiomycetes; Eurotiales; Aspergillaceae
Exons: 6
Biological process (GO): secondary metabolite biosynthetic process
Molecular function (GO): FAD binding
Source: RefSeq, a predicted model, not a curated record
AUGGCUGGAGACAAUAUCAGAGGCAUGCAUGUUGCUAUCGUCGGCGCCGGGAUCGGGGGACUCGCCCUUGCCAUGGGUCUGCAUAAGAAAGGCGUACCUUUCACGAUUUAUGAAGCAGCCCCAGAAUAUUCAGUUGUGGGCGCUGGCAUAGGAUUCGGACCGAAUGGCGAUCUGGCCUUGGACAUGCUCCAGGAGGGGUUUCGUGCCGAGUAUGAAAAGGUCUGCGUGGGUAAUAAUCCUGCCAACCCCCAGGAUAUCUACUUUGAAGGCAUGCUCCUCCAGGAGGGUCUUGGUCUCAAAGAACCUUGCAAGUCCUUGACUGAUAUUGAGCAACAUCCGGGCAAGGUUAUCUUGAAAUUUGCAGACGGCGAAAUUGAUGAGGCUAGUAUUCUAGUCGGCGCGGAUGGCAUCAAGAGCGUCGUAAGAGAGCACGUCUUGAACCCAUUGUAUCCUGGCCAGGCUGAGCCGGUGUACGCAGGCUCCUAUUGCUAUCGAGGCGUGAUCCCGACAGCCGACGCCGAAGAGAUUUUUGGGGAACUCACAGAUGUGGCUAAGAUCUACGUCGGGCAUAAACGAUGUUGUGUCACUUAUCUGAUUUCGGGUGGCGCGGAAUUUAAUUUCCUUCUUUGCGUUAUCGAUGAUAAACCAUGGGUAUUGAAGAAUGCCGUCACGCAAAAAGUCGCCCAUGAGGCCAUGAUAGCUGAUUUUGAAGGCCCUGAUGUGGACCACCGUUUCCGCCGUUUGUUGAACAAGGCCAAGCCGAUCAAGUGGGGGUUUUUCCAUCACCAGAACACGUCAACAUAUUAUCGUGAUCGGGUGGUCCUUCUAGGUGACAGCGCCCAUGCUUCUCUGCCUUUCCAGGCUGCUGGCGCCAGUCAGGGCUUAGAAGAUGCCUUAGUGCUAUCGAACGUGCUGGCUAAGAUACACAAUACUCCUGACCAAGGCGCAGUCCUAGGGCAAUAUAUCAACGCCGGAUUUGCCGCAUAUGACCAAAUCCGACGGCCGAGAGCCCAGAGACAACUUGAACGAGCUUACGAAAUGAGCCAAACGAUUCACUUGCAGCACCCAGAGUCAGGCUCUGAUAUGAACAAAGUCAUACUCAAAUUGCAGCGAGGGUGGUUCGACUGGGUGUGGUUUCAUGAUUUGGACGCGGACAUCGAGUCAGCGUUACGGAAAAUGGACGAGGUCAUGAAC